Loxodonta africana (African savanna elephant) is the source of this 4903-nucleotide messenger RNA. RefSeq names its product deltex E3 ubiquitin ligase 1 (gene DTX1). Lineage: Eukaryota; Metazoa; Chordata; Mammalia; Proboscidea; Elephantidae. Gene Ontology annotation, cellular component: nucleoplasm. The coding region runs from base 870 to 2717 and encodes 615 amino acids. The record is from RefSeq and is a predicted model, not a curated record. The transcript has 10 exons. Gene Ontology annotation, biological process: protein ubiquitination; Notch signaling pathway. Gene Ontology annotation, molecular function: zinc ion binding; ubiquitin protein ligase activity.
GGCGCGCGGCGACUGCGAUCGCGGGGCCUGCUAGGACCAGGGCGCAGAGGCGGGACUGUGGCUCCCUCCCGCUCGGGGGGAGCCCGGGAGGCUGCAGGGCUGAAGCGCGAGCCGAGAGGGAGGCAGAGCGGAGAAGAGGCGGUCUCGAGCACGAGUGGGGUGGGGCGUGCCCACGGGCCCCCGCCCCUCUCGGCCCCUAGCCCAACUCCGGAGCUGCAGCCCAGGCUCACGCGGGCCGGAGGUGCACUCCGUCUCCCCACCCCAGUGCGUUCUGCGGCCACCCAGGCCUUCCAGGACGCCGUGGAAGGGGGACGGGUGCAGGGACAACCCCCUUUUGCAGGAGCCGUCGGGGGGCGGACCCAGGCACAGCGAGCAGCCCGCUGGAGCCAGGCGCAGGGUCUGGGACGCAGUUGGGAGCGCAGAGGGCUGGCUGGGCGCCACAGCAGCGAGCAGCAGACUGGGGCUGGGGCCUCCUGUGUGACAGGCCCUGCGCGGCUGGAAGAAUGAUCAGAGAGCAGCAGAGAAGAGGCCUGAUCUAGAGUGGGGGUGGCCUCACUCCCUUACCUGAGUGAGGGGACCAAGGAAUUUAGAGCAGCGUCCCCCCACCGUAAGGAAGACAUUGGCUUUCCAGAGCAGCACCCUUGAACUGAGACAGCUCUGUGUGGAAGGGGGUCCUUGGAGCCUGGAGUACCACCCCACUCUCCUUCCCUGAGGCUUCUAGGCCCCAGAGAGGACCCAGAGUUAGCAAGGAGGCGGGACAGCCCUUGCUGCGCCCCUGGGAAGAGAGGACGUUCCCUGUCUGCCCUCAGGUCCCAGGAGGAGCUGGGCCAAGCAACAGUGGGGACCUGGCCCCUGAGGCCACAGCGGCCAUGUCUCGGCCAGGCCAGGGUGUGAUGGUGCCUGUGAACGGGCUGGGCUUCCCGCCGCAGAAUGUGGCUCGGGUGGUGGUAUGGGAGUGGCUGAACGAGCACAGCCGCUGGCGGCCCUACACGGCCACCGUGUGCCACCACAUUGAGAAUGUGCUCAAGGAAGACGCCCGUGGCUCCGUGGUCCUGGGGCAGGUGGAUGCUCAGCUGGUGCCCUACAUCAUCGACCUGCAAUCCAUGCACCAGUUCCGCCAGGACACAGGCACCAUGCGGCCCGUGCGGCGCAACUUCUACGAUCCGUCGUCGGCGCCGGGCAAGGGCAUCGUGUGGGAGUGGGAGAACGACGGCGGCGCGUGGACGGCCUACGACAUGGACAUCUGCAUCACCAUCCAGAACGCCUACGAGAAGCAGCACCCGUGGCUCGACCUCUCGUCGCUCGGCUUCUGCUACCUCAUCUACUUCAACAGCAUGUCGCAGAUGAACCGCCAGACGCGGCGGCGCCGCCGCCUUCGCCGCCGCCUGGACCUGGCCUACCCGCUAACCGUCGGCUCCAUCCCCAAGUCGCAGUCGUGGCCCGUGGGCGCCAGCUCGGGCCAGCCCUGCUCGUGCCAGCAGUGCCUGCUGGUCAACAGCACGCGUGCCGCCUCCAAUGCCAUCCUGGCCUCGCAGCGCCGCAAGGCACCCCCCGUCGCCCCGCCGCUGCCGCCGCCACCCGGAGGGCCUCCGGGCACGCUCGCCGUGCGCCCCAGUGCCACCUUUGCCGGCGCAGCGCUCUGGGCCGCGCCCGCUGCUGGACCGGCUGAGCCCGCGCCACCCCCGCGGAGCCCCAGCGCCCCCAGCAGCGCGCCCACCCCGGGGCAGAACAACCUCAAUCGGCCUGGGCCCCAGCGCACGACCAGCGUGAGCGCGCGCGCCUCCAUCCCUCCGGGGGUCCCUGCACUCCCGGUGAAGAACUUGAAUGGUACUGGGCCAGUCCACCCGGCCCUGGCAGGGAUGACCGGGAUCCUGCUGUGUGCGGCCGGGCUGCCGGUGUGUCUGACGCGGGCCCCCAAGCCCAUCCUGCACCCGCCGCCCGUGAGCAAGAGUGACGUCAAGCCCGUGCCCGGCGUGCCCGGCGUGUGCCGCAAGACCAAGAAGAAGCACCUCAAGAAGAGUAAGAACCCGGAGGAUGUGGUUCGAAGGUACAUGCAGAAGGUGAAGAACCCCCCUGAUGAGGACUGCACCAUCUGCAUGGAGCGACUGGUCACCGCCUCAGGCUACGAGGGCGUGCUGAGGCACAAAGGCGUGAGGCCUGAGCUUGUGGGCCGCCUGGGCCGCUGCGGCCACAUGUACCAUCUGCUGUGCCUUGUGGCCAUGUACUCCAAUGGCAACAAGGAUGGCAGCCUGCAGUGCCCGACCUGCAAGGCCAUCUACGGGGAGAAGACGGGCACCCAGCCACCCGGGAAGAUGGAGUUCCACCUCAUCCCCCACUCACUGCCUGGCUUCGCAGACACCCAGACCAUCCGCAUCGUCUACGACAUCCCCACGGGCAUCCAGGGCCCUGAGCACCCCAACCCCGGCAAGAAGUUUACCGCAAGAGGCUUCCCACGGCACUGCUAUCUGCCUAACAACGAGAAGGGCCGGAAGGUGCUUCGGUUGCUCAUCACCGCCUGGGAGCGAAGACUCAUCUUCACCAUCGGCACGUCCAACACCACCGGCGAGUCAGACACUGUGGUGUGGAAUGAGAUCCACCAUAAGACCGAGUUCGGAUCCAACCUCACGGGCCAUGGCUACCCGGACGCCAGCUACCUAGACAAUGUGCUGGCAGAGCUCACAGCCCAGGGUGUGUCCGAAGCUCCGGCCAAGGCCUGAGGUUCAAGGCUGCCCACCUUCCCUCCUGCUUUGCCCCUGGUCCGGCACACGCCUUCCUCUGCCAGAGCGGAAGGCUUGAAUAAGAGAGUCCUAGCGGCCCGAGUUCAGGGCUGGGGAGGAGCCUUCAGAAGGAGCUGGAAGUGUUCAGGGGAUUUGGGAUGUCGGGAGGACAUGAGGCCAGCCAGCUCCAAUCCACAGCUCCCUGAAAGGGCCUCAGAGAGAGAGUUCCAGAAACCACAGCAGCCUCCCCAGCAAAAAGACAGAGACCCGCCCCCUCACACACAAACACACGUGUCCUUUUGAACACAUGCACGCACACACACGUGCCUCUAUUUACCCCCAAGCUGGGGGAAAAGAGACAGGAAGACCCAGUGGUACCCAUUGUGGAUCCCCACCUGUGUCUAUGGCAUCUGUACAGGCUUGUCUGCAAACAGAGGGUUCAGGGGAAGCACUUAGGACCCAGUGGGCCUUCUGGGCAAGGGGCUUGGGAAGUUCAGUCAGUCCUCCAUGCCUCGCCACCCUUGUAGCAUCACCCAUCUCUGCCACCCACUAAUGGGCACCUGUGUGCUGGUGGGGUUGGAGCCCCCAGAUUACUGAACAGUUUGGCAAAGGGAUGAGCCGGAGAGGGGGACUAGAGGUAUCUUAUUUUGUGCUUGUGUCUCUUCCUCCUUCUGGGACCUGACCUCCUUCCUCCCUGCUCCCACUUCCAGGCUUUACCUCUGUCCCAGAUAAAGGCACUGUUCUCCUCCCCUCCCCACUCCAUCCUCCCCACCAAAUCACUCCCAACGUUGAGAUCCAAAGGCUGGAGCUUCUGGCUUCAGGAGCAUGAUGAGAAGGCCUAGCUUAGGCCAGCGUGCUUAAAAAGCAGAGCGGACAACAAAGAGUCAAUUUCCCUUUUUGGGAGUGGGCAGUAGGGUGGCUGAUAGUCUCCGGCCAACCAGGGGCCUGUUGCCCAGGCAACUCACCAGCUCCGCCUCUGAUGAUUGGCUGCCACAGUGGAAGUCAGCCAAGAUUUAAAGGGACUUCAGCGAUUGCUCUUUUGAAAACCUACCAGUUCCACUGUGGGUGGAGAAAUAAAUGGUCUUUCUCCUCCUCACCCGGUCUUUUCCUGCCAGGAGGGGUGGGUAGCUCUGUUCCUUGGGGUACUAUGGAGGAGUAAUAGUCUCUCUCAGCUUUGGGCAACUGGAGGUGGAGACAAAGUGGAGGGUCGACAUAAUUAUCUCGUCCUGGGGCAAGGAGAGGGCAUGACUGUGGGGGAAGCAGGCCUUCCUAGUCCCAGUCCCCAAGAGAGCAGAGGUGAAAGUGCAGUUCUCAAACACAGGGCAUUGCACACAGCUGCUCUCUGAAACUCAGGCCCACAGCUGCAAAAAUACAGAGGAUGUGGGAGACACCAUGAUUAGAUCACUGGGACCUCAGAGACCCAGCCCCUGCCCUUGAAAAGGAGGAGCAGAUUCUAGAGGGAAACGGGCAGAUCUUAGGAUCUGCCAGCCCCAAACUCUAGCUUCUGCAACAUCCCUAGUUGCCAGGGUUACUGUAAAGGAUGCUGCGGCUCCAGGCGCCCCCUACUGGCCGCUCACGGAAUAGUGCCACAUCACUUGUCCACUUUAUCCCCUGCUGGGUAGGUGCCAGCUGUAUCCAACCCUCUAGUCAUGCAAAUCCACAAACAAGUCCUUGGAGGCCCUUCCAGUUCUGCCAGCCAGCUGUUUUCAAACUUUUUGUCCUCUGUGGUUCGUUCUCAACCAAAACCCUAAUAUAUAAAAUUGCCCACGCCCCAGUCACCUUGUUCUAUAAACAAAUGGCCACCGGCCUCCCCUGAGGAACUUGUUAAAAUAGUGAUUCCUACCCCCUACACUCUCUCAGAUUCUGGCACAUUAAGUCUCAGUGGGGUCCAGGAAUUUGCAUUUUCAUCAGUCACCCCCCACCCCCCCGCCAUGGGCUUUGAACCACGGUCUGAGAAACUCCUUCCUGGCUCCUGAGGCACCUUGGUGGAACACAUUUUGAGAACCAUACAACUAAAUUCACUCCUCCUUCAUUUUAUAGAGGGUAAACUGGAGCUCAGAGAGGGGGAAGACAGCCUGCCCCAAGAUUUCCCAGGCACACUGGACUUCUGCCUCAGUUUUUCCUGAGAGUGCCUGAUUCUAAAAGCUUGUGGUUUGGGGUCCUUUCCCAAGGGCAAGGUGCAGGGA